This is a messenger RNA of Pipra filicauda (Wire-tailed manakin), 4254 nucleotides long. Its product is annotated as C-type lectin domain family 2 member B-like. The record is from RefSeq and is a predicted model, not a curated record. NCBI's taxonomy places the organism in Eukaryota, Metazoa, Chordata, Aves, Passeriformes, Pipridae. The transcript has 11 exons. The coding region runs from base 3299 to 4060 and encodes 253 amino acids.
GCCCCCACAGCGGCCCCUGCCCCCACAGCGGCCCCUGCCCGUUGUCCUGCACGUGUGUCUACUCCUGGCCCUCUCCUUGUCCUUGCCCCUGUCCCUGCCUCUGCCAUCCGUGCCGCUGCCCAUCCCUACCCCUAAUGCUGCUCCUGUCCCUGCCCCCUCCACUGUUCCCGUUCCUGCCUCUGCCUCUGUCCCUGUCGCUGCUCCAGCGCCGCCCCUGCCCUUUUCCUGCCGUUGCCUCUGUACCUGUCUCUGCCACUGCCCCUGUCCCGUCCCCUCCCCUGCCCCUGCCUCUUCCGUGCCGGUGGAGGGCCGGUCACCUCCUUGCAGGCACGGCACUGGCAAACUACUCGUGUAUGUGUGUGUAUUUGUAUAUAUAUGCGGAUGAUCAGUGCUAAGAGCUCCUGGGGUGCUGUGUGGUUGUCAAGAACUUGGAUCUCGUCUGGGAAUGGAAGUUAGCUGAAAGUGAGGCCAUACCUUUGCAGUGGUAAUACACCCGUGAAAUUAAAAUGUGCUCUAGUUGUAGCCCUAAUUUCUCGCCCGUAAGUUGGUUAUUUAGCUCUUCCUCCAAACAGGAGGCACCGAGCGGUUCUUUGGAGCCGUAGGUAUAAAGUCUGCUAGCAAGUUUGUGCAAGGAAAAGGUUAGGUUAAAUGGAGGGGAGGGGGGAAGCUUCUUGCCGCGGGACGAUUAUUUAACAAAGGGAUUACUGCUGUGGUGUAAAUGGAUAAUACUUACAUGUUGGUCAUAACAAGUCUCCUUAUGGGAUAUAAGAACAAAAAUAGUGGGUUUCACUCAAUCAUUUCUUUGUAGGAAUCAAAUGUUUUUCUGUGUAUAAUGCUAAGGUCUAUGAAAUCAGUCCCUGUUACAUGGGAUGAUAAAAGUAAAAAAUAUAAAAUGAGAGAACUUCCAAGAAUAGAUAUAAAUCUAGCACCCUUUUGAGAUUAUCAGUAAUAAAGCCAAAGUCCAAUGAGUCCCUUCUGAGAUAGGGUCCUGCAGACUUGGACUGAUGCAUAUGUGUAAGACUGGACUAAGGAAUACCAUGUGAAUGCUCUUUUUCUUUCCUAAGUCUACAUUUCUUGGUGUGUUUCAGGCUAAGAAACACAACGUUUUUCUCAGUUUUUGCAUUUUGGAUCAACACAAAGAGACAGAAUUAAUGCCCUCCUCCUGUUUUCCUUCUCUUGACUCAUGAGAUUUGCUUUGAAAAGAUAUGUGAUGCAAAUGAAGAUCCAAAUAAAUGGUAGAUGAGUGGUUCUGCUGCCAUUUUACACAUCACUGUAAUACCUAGAACUGACCUCUUCCUUCACCACGUGGGACUUCGUUCACUGAUACAGUAUUCUUCCUUCACUACACUUCACUGAUACGCUGAGAUUGAUACAUUCCCUCACUACCCCGGGCUUUCCUUGACCGGUCCGGACUGCAACCAUCACUUUGACAAGACUGGGACUCUAACCACCAGGAAGACCCCAAGAAGAGGAUCAACGGGACGCCAUUGGAACCCACAGAGUGGUGAUAUUUUUUCUACUUAAUCUGUCUCUCUGUUACUCUCUCUCCCCACUCCACCCUCACUCUCUCUUCCCUAUUCCUUUAUAUCUCUCUCUACCUCACAUUUACUGUUAAAUAAAAAUCUCUACUAUUGCCUUCGGCAUAUGGCCUUGUUUGCAGCUUAAUUUUGUCAGAGGCAUCUCUCUAAUGAUUUUAAAGAACCUGAUCAUAACAAGGUGAUAUCAUAACUGAUUUUAUUUUUAUAAGAUAUUCAGGCAAGUUUUACAUAAAAGAAAACUUUCUCAUAUUUUCUCCUUUGUCCAUAAUCUUGGUGGAAAAUUACCUGCCCUUUAAGGUGUUUGCAUUUAGGGCUUUUCGUUCUUUCUUUUGAGUUGUGUCCUUUAGGAUUGGCCAAGAUUUCAGGUAUUUUCCAGAUAUAAAUUUCCUAAUUGUCCUUGUGGUUCUGCUGUUUUACAGUUUGUAGAAUUUAAUUUACAGUGGUAUAAACAUGAUUUUUUUUCAUACGAAGUACAGACUGUUCUGAAGUUGAUGCAGAUAUGGAUGAUAUGAAAUUUCAUCUUUUUUUCAAAAUAUUGCAUAACUUUAAAGUACACAAUCAUAGAUAUAUCUAAUAUUAGCUAAGUUUGAUUUUGCUUAGUGGCAGCUUGAUAGAGAAUAGGGGAAAUAUUUUGAAUUGAUAAAAAGUGUUCCUAGGAAUGCUAGGUUGUUUAAUUAGUUGGUGCUGUAAUGAAUAUGUAUUCACAUAAUAUGUGUAUUCACAUACGUAUUCACAUAUAGUGUGUUUGUGUCUGAUUUUGUCUUUCUAAAGUACAUGACCUGGUAUACAUUGGUCCCCUUAUAUGCUGCUCUAAAUUGAGCUCUUUGAAUGUCAGGCUCUACUAGCUCCCCUCAAGUCAAUUACAUAAUUUUUCCAUUCUUUGGACACUCUAUGUUCUGACACCUAGUGUAACACCAGGUUAACUUGACAGUCUGCUUUCUAUUUUUCCAUCAUCACUUUUGAAGUCUGUGACAAGUCAUUUAUUUAAUGAUUAAGCAGUCUUUUAAAAGCCAAAAUCUUAUCUAUUUUUUGUAGGGGGAUGGGGGAAGAGAAAAAAAUUAUUUAUAAUAAUGGCCUGUCUUCAUUCUGUUUUGUUAUUGCUAGUAACCUUUGGCCAGACUACAAGAGCAGGUGUUUUGUUAAUUUAAAAUAUUUUCAUCCCUUAGCUUUAAUUCAGCUGCAAUUCCUUUGUCCUUGCUGGGUUUCAGGUUUCUGUCCUUCUGGAGAAAGCCAGUCCUGAAAAAUCAAGAGAAGGUCAAGCAGAAGCCACUGACUGUCCCCUUGUCCUAUAAAUCCAUCAGUUGUCAACCACAGAGGGUAGCUUCUACUGAUAUUUCUUUCAUUUAUCUUAUGGAAUUCCAUUUCCCUCACCCGGAUUUCUUCCAUGUGUGCCCAGACACCUGCCUUGGUUUCCAAAGUAAAUGCUAUUAUUUUUCUGAGGCUGAGGGCAAUUGGAUCAUCAGUUAUGAAACCUGCAAGGCCCUGGGAGCUUCACUGGCCAUCAUAAGCACCAUGGAUGAACUGAUAAGAUCUGUGCUUGAAUCUCUGUGCCAGCACCCGGACAGGAAACAUGAAAGCAAAACCAAUAAAAUUUUCAUUAUAUGCUAUAAGGGCAAAGCAAACCACAGCUUGCAAAAGAGGAACAGCAAGUAGUGGUGGACAGAUAGCACAGCCUUCAACAGCAGAGGAGGUUAUGCCUCAGCAUCUGGCUUGUUCCCACUGGGUGAGGCAGGAGCAGCUGUAUACGUGGAACCCCAAAAAUGGAGGAAAUGAGAGACUAUUCCAGAUUUUUGGGCAUGGAGAGGAGCAAGAGGGCAGGUCACAGCCUGGACAUGAAGCCGGAGGCACGUGUCGCCUGCCAGGUGAUGCUGGCAGCACUCUUCACGGCUCUGCUUGUCACAGCCAUCACUUUUGCAGUGCAGGCUUUUCAGCCUCAUCCCCAGCCCUACUUUCAAUGCCCCUUCGACUGGAUCAGAUAUAGAGGAAAAUGCUACUAUUUUUCGGAGGCUGCAGGGAACUGGACAUCCAGCCAGGACAACUGCUCAGCACUUGGUGCUUCCUUGGCCAUCCUGGACAGCAUGGAAGACUUGAGCUUUGUGAUGAGAUAUAAAGGCAUUUCAGAGCAUUGGAUUGGCCUUUUGCGGAAAGAUGAGGAACAGCCAUGGCAAUGGGUGAACCACUCACUUUUAUCACGCUUGUUUCAAAUCCGUGGUGGUGGGCUCUGCGCUUACCUGGAUGACAACGGGCUCAGCUCCUCCUACUGCAGCACUGAGAGGAGCUGGAUUUGUAAUAAACCUGAGCUGCAGAGCUCAGGCAAGGGCAAUGGGAUGAGACGGGCUAAAAACCUCUGUGUCAGCUCCUUGGGUGCUGAAGGGAGGGCUUCUCACACUCAGAUACCUGCUGCACCAAACCUCAAAAAGGCUUUGAAUCCCCUGCAUGAGGGGUUCUUGAGGGUACCAGGGGACCAACAAGGUGUUGAUGGGAAAGGGCAACCUUUGGAGACCCACGUAGGGCAGUCCUAGGGGAUCCUGGGGGCUAGGGCAGCCUUGGGGGGGUCUUUUUAGGUCUAGGGCAACUUGGUGAGAGGUCAAAUGCAGACACCUCCUGCUUCUUAGAAAAGAAAAUUUAUUAUAUUCUGAGCACAUUUAUAUAAAUUGCAUGUUAAUUACUUGGAAAUACAUCCUGAGCAUAGAGAGGGAAAGAGUGGGUGAAGUGA